Messenger RNA from Oncorhynchus kisutch (coho salmon), 2725 nucleotides. Its product is annotated as tyrosine-protein kinase CSK. Gene Ontology annotation, molecular function: protein tyrosine kinase activity; protein binding; ATP binding. Gene Ontology annotation, biological process: protein phosphorylation. The record is from RefSeq and is a predicted model, not a curated record. The transcript has 13 exons. The coding region runs from base 325 to 1677 and encodes 450 amino acids. Lineage: Eukaryota; Metazoa; Chordata; Actinopteri; Salmoniformes; Salmonidae.
UCUUCAGUCAGCUGAAAUUCCUGUGUGUGUUGCUGCCAAUAAAUUAGCGCAUGCGUACUGCUGCUUGGAAGGAGGGGGAGGCCAUCCAUUUCAUUUACGAGGCCUGUGCGAACUCCGCAUAGAGCGAGCGUCCAAACGUCAAAUUGGGAUAUUCUUCUUUUUACGGUAGACAAACUGGAUGCUCGAAAUAACAGACAUCAUCUUCAUGGCCUGCCGCGUUAAGUUGUAAAGACAUCUGGUCAACAUAAAGCGAUCUCUUACGCUCUGAUGGUACCAGCUGACCAGUGACACCUGCCUGAGGACACCUCCCCCACCCCCUUUACCAUGUCUGGGAUCCAGGUGCCAUGGUUGCCUGGCACAGAGUGUGUAGCCAAGUACAACUUCCAGUCGACGAAUGAACAGGACCUGCCUUUCUGUAAAGGAGAUGUGUUGACCAUAAUUGGAGUCACCAGGGAUCCCAACUGGUACAAAGCGAAGAACACAGUGGGCAGAGAGGGAACCAUCCCAGCUAACUACGUCCAGAAAAGGGAAGGGGUCAAGUCGGGGGGAAAACUCAGUCUUAUGCCAUGGUUCCAUGGUAAGAUAACGAGGGAGCAGGCAGAGCUCCUCCUCUACCCCCCAGAGACUGGUCUGUUCCUGGCGAGGGAGAGCACCAACUACCCCGGGGACUACACCUUGUGUGUCAGCUGUGACGGUAAGGUGGAGCACUACCGCAUCAUCUACCACAACGGCAAGCUCAGCAUCGACGAGGAGGAGUUCUUCCAGAACCUCAUGCAGCUGGUGGAGCACUACACUAAAGAUGCCGACGGCCUCUGUACCAGACUCAUCAAGCCAAAGUUGAUGGAGGGAACGGUGGCCGCCCAGGAUGAAUUCUCCAGGAGCGGAUGGGCCUUGAACAGAAAGGAACUCAAGCUCAUCCAGACCAUUGGCAAAGGGGAGUUUGGAGAUGUGAUGGUGGGGGACUACAGAGGGACCAAGGUGGCAGUGAAGUGCAUCAAACACGACGCCACGGCCCAGGCGUUCAUCGCUGAAGCCUCCGUCAUGACGCAACUGAGGCACAACAACCUGGUUCAGCUGCUGGGGGUGAUCGUAGAGGAGAGGGGCAGUCUCUACAUCGUCACAGAGUACAUGGCCAAGGGCAGUCUAGUGGACUACCUCCGUUCUCGAGGACGGACCGUGCUGGGAGGAGACUGUUUACUCAAAUUCUCACUUGACGUAUGUGAAGCCAUGGAGUACCUGGAGGCCAAUAACUUUGUGCACAGAGACCUGGCGGCCCGGAACGUGCUGGUGUCUGACGACAACAUCGCCAAGGUCAGUGACUUUGGUCUGACCAAGGAGGCCUCGUCCACACAGGACACUGCCAAACUGCCCGUCAAAUGGACCUCCCCCGAAGCCCUGCGAGAGAAGAGGUUCUCCACUAAGUCAGACGUGUGGAGUUAUGGUAUCCUGCUAUGGGAGAUCUACUCCUUUGGGCGUGUGCCUUACCCCAGAAUUCCCCUGAAGGAGGUGGUGCCGCGGGUGGAGAAGGGUUACAAGAUGGACGCCCCCGACGGCUGCCCGGUGGUGGUUUACGACGUCAUGAAGCAGUGCUGGACCCUGGACGUGGGGCUGCGGCCCUCCUUCCGCAUGCUGAGAGACAAGCUGUCACAUAUCAGAGCCAAGGAGCUCUACCUGUGAGGGGCAGAGAGGGAAGACACAGCAGACUAGAGCGGAGGGAGGGAGCGUCCAGGCUGGGGGAAACUAACUGGAGCAGGAGCGGAAGUCAUCUGCCUGCUUCACCUGUAGACCACACCCUACCUGAUACCUGACCUGGGACUGUAGUAAACCCUUCCCUGUGUUACCUUCCCUCUCUACUCUUCUGAAAGAAAGGAACAGUGUGUGUUGUAUAGCAUUCUGUCAGCUGGUUGUCUUCCUCUGUUCACUCCAUCGGCCUCCCUCUACCCCCUUCCUCCUGUUCUUCCAGUCUCUCCACUGUGGCAUUGUCACCACCUCAAACUCUUUUCAGAUUUUUCUUCUUUUCCAAAAUGUGAUAAUGGGGAGGCUGGCCUUUUCCUCCACAUGUUCGUCAGGUGCUCUCAAUCUCUCCUCUCUCUGUGCCAUGAUCAUUCCUGUAUCUCUGUUGGGUGGUAGUGUGGUGCUGCAUGCUGUCUGUCCCUCACCCUCCUGUGUGGGGCCUUGCUUGGGGCCUUGGCUCUGUGCCAAAGUGCCUCCAGUAUACAGAGCUCCAGAUCCCCUCAGCCUCCAGAACCUACUCCUCCACUCAGACUAUUCCGUUUUUAUCCCUUUUUUUUUGUCUUGGAGGUUGGUUGUUCAUUUUCUUUGUGAAGUUGUCUCCCUCCGGCUCCAGAACAGGUUCUUCUAUGUCCGUUAAAGAGAACGUGAACAUUUGAGAAGAAAAGAGGCCAGUACAUAAAGAGCCUCAGCUGGGAAGCACCUAUCUCCAACUCAACACAGGACUACAGAACAGGAGAGGGAGGAGCACUUCUCAACAUGGUCGAUUCAUCAUAUGUGGGCUUGUUUUAUAUUUAAAUGAUAAAAAAAAACACAAAAAACUUAAAGAAGCCACGAAAAGACCGACUGAAGGAUAUAAGAAUGUUUUAGUGUCUGUGUGAUGCGAAUGCUGGGGUUGGGUAUGUGCAUGCUGUGCGAGAGGCCUUGGGUUUAACUGUCAGUGCUUUCAAUGUUUAUUAUGCUACCAUGAUUAUGAAUAAAUCAUUCCAUCUGA